Polyodon spathula (Mississippi paddlefish) is the source of this 518-nucleotide messenger RNA. Its product is annotated as thiosulfate:glutathione sulfurtransferase. The record is from RefSeq and is a predicted model, not a curated record. Gene Ontology annotation, molecular function: thiosulfate-cyanide sulfurtransferase activity. Gene Ontology annotation, cellular component: mitochondrion. The transcript has 4 exons. Lineage: Eukaryota; Metazoa; Chordata; Actinopteri; Acipenseriformes; Polyodontidae. The coding region runs from base 154 to 513 and encodes 119 amino acids.
AUCUCAAAACCUCGCCGUUACUAAGACAGAAGUCUCCUUUGAGAGGCACGGUUUAGCUUUCACAAUUACACUCUCUGGCUGGCAAACAGAGAGUAUCUGAAUCUGCCAGUACGGAAAGGAAAGGUGCGGCUCCUGCACUACACUCGACCUGCAAUGGCUGAAUCAGAUAAGGUGAUCUCCUAUACUGACCUGCAGGCUCUGCUUCAGAACGGCACCCCGGACCUCACUGUGAUUGACGUGCGCACUCCAGAAGAAGUGGCGAAGGGGAAGAUCCCGGGAUCGAUCAACAUUCCAGUGGACACUGUGCAGAGCGCUCUGUCCUUGGACCCCGCCUCGUUCAGUGCUAAGUACGGAGUGGAGAAGCCCGCUAAGGAUGCGCCACACCUUGUCUUCCACUGUCAGAUGGGUCGCCGUGGACACAUUGCCACAGAAACUGCCCUGUCGCUAGGAUACAGCAGAGCUUGUAACUACGCCAGCGGGUUUAAAGAAUGGGCAGAAAAAGCAUCAAAAUGAAGAAC